Octodon degus (degu) is the source of this 4607-nucleotide messenger RNA. It is a transcript of the gene Scaf1, whose product is annotated as SR-related CTD associated factor 1. The record is from RefSeq and is a predicted model, not a curated record. The transcript is spliced from 11 exons. The coding region runs from base 472 to 4377 and encodes 1301 amino acids. Lineage: Eukaryota; Metazoa; Chordata; Mammalia; Rodentia; Octodontidae. Gene Ontology annotation, molecular function: RNA polymerase II C-terminal domain binding.
GGCGGCGGCGGUCCGGGCCGCGGGGCUCGGGCCUAUGGGGGUGGGCGGGGCGGAGUCGGGUCGCUAGUUGUCCCUGGGUACCCCCCCACACGCCAGGGGGCCUGGAGGGCUUAACGGGCCAGUCUCGGGCCCGGCAGUGGGGGUGAAGUCUGGCGCCAAACGAGGGGCCUUCGUAGGGCCCCGGAACGCAUCUGUGGGUUCUAGGGGGCGUCUACGGCGUCCCUGAGCGGACUGGGGUUGUCCAGAGGGCCUGGACUGAGCCUAGAGUCUGGCCUCCAUCUCAUAGCUGACCUGGAACGUGUCAGUAGGCGCUGUGGAUCGUCUCUAUGGGCCCACCGGAGGCUAGACUCUGUUUAGAGGAUUUUGGGGCCAUCUUGCGAUCUUGAGCCGUGUCCCAGGGGUGAAGGAGGUCUGCAAGAACUGAGGAGUGUCUGCAGAGCCGCCUAAGAGUGCUGGGGUACGUCUGACACCAUGGAGGAAGAAGAUGAGUCUCGAGGGAAGACAGAGGAGUCAGGCGAGGACCGGGGUGAUGGGCCACCUGACAGAGACCCCACACUCUCUCCUUCUGCUUUUAUCCUGCGUGCCAUACAGCAGGCUGUGGGAAGCUCGCUGCAGGCAGAUCUGCCAAGUGAUAAAGAUGGCUCUCGGUGUCAUGGCGUUCGGUGGAGGCGCUGCCGGAGUCCACGGUCAGAGCCCCGUCCCCACGAAUCAGGGGGUGCUGACACAGCUACUGUGCUGGACCUGGCCGCUGACAGCUUCCUUGCAGGGCUGAUGACUGUCCUGGACCCCCCAGAUACCUGGGUUCCCAGCCCUCUGGAUCUGCGGCCCGGCGAAAGCGAGGACAUGCUGGAGCUGGUAGCUGAGGUCCGGAUUGGAGACAGGGAUCCCAUUCCUCUUCCUGUGCCCAGCCUGCUGCCCCGUCUCAGGGCCUGGAGGACGGGCAAAACGGUUUCUCCACAGUCUCACUCUUCCCCACCCACCUGUGCCCGCCACCUCCUCACCUUGGGCACAGGAGAUGGGGGCCCUGCCCCACCCCCGGCACCCUCCUCUGCCUCCUCCUCCCCUUCCCCAUCUCCCUCUUCUUCCUCCCCUUCCCCUCCUCCACCCCCUCCACCCCCUGCUCCCCCAGCCCAACCUGCCCCCCGAUUCGACAUCUAUGACCCCUUCCACCCCACGGACGAGGCCUACUCCCCACCCCCUGCUCCGGAGCAAAAGUACGACCCUUUUGAGCCCACUGGCUCCAACCCCAGCUCCUCCGCGGGGACACCCUCUCCAGAGGAGGAAGAGGAGGAAGAAGAUGAGGAGGAGGAGGAAGGCCUGUCACAGAGCAUCAGCCGCAUCUCGGAGACUCUGGCGGGCAUCUAUGACGACAACAGCCUGAGCCAGGACUUCCCAGGUGACGACAGCCCGCGCCCGGACCCCCAGCCCACUCAGCCCGGGCCCACCCCGGGAACACCGCCCCAGGCUGACUCCACGCGGGCCGAGGCAGCCACUCGCCGGCGCGUCUUCGUGGUGGGGGCUGAGGCGGAGGCCUGUCGGGAAGGCAAGGUGUCCGUGGAGGUGGUCACCGCCGGUGGAGCUGCUCUCCCGCCGCCUUUGCUUCCCCCUCCCGACUCAGAGAUUGAGGAGGGUGAGAUUGUGCAGCCAGAGGAGGAGCCCCGGGUGGCUGUGUCCCUGUUCCGGGGCAGCAGAGCUGCCCGGCAGCCCCCUGCCUCGGUAGCAGCCCCAGCGCCUCAGCCUGUCCCACAGACCCCGGCGGCCCGGGCCCCGGAGGGCGACGACUUCCUGUCGCUUCAUGCCGAGUCAGACGGUGAGGGUGCGCUGCAGGUGGACCUGGGCGACCCGGCGCCCGCGCCUCCCACCGCUGACACUCGCUGGGGCGGCCUGGACCUACGCCGAAAGAUCCUCACGCAACGGCGGGAGCGGUAUCGCCAGCGCUCGCCGUCCCCAGCCACCGCCCCUGCCACUGCCACGGCCUCUGCAGCCACGGGCCCGCCCACGCGCAAGAAGUCGAGGCGGGAGCGCAAGCGGAGUGGCGGGGAGCCCAAGGAGGCCUCUUCGUCCUCGUCCGCACAGCCGGCUCCGCCUGCUCCUGCCUCACCCUGGGACUCCAAGAAGCACCGCUCCCGUGACCACAAGCCCAGCUCCCACACCUCAUCCUCUGCUCGCCGCCGCUCCCGAUCUCGCUCCCGCUCCCGCUCUGCCCGCCGCCGCUCACGCAGCUCCGACCGCCGCCGUGGGAGCAGCCGCAGGUCCAGGUCUCGGGAGAAGCGGCGGCGGCGGCGGCGUUCAGCCUCCCCACCUCCGGCCACUUCAUCAUCCUCGUCCUCCAGGCGCGAGCGGCACCGUGGCAAACACCGUGAUGGUGGUAGCAGCAAGAAGAAGAAGAAGCGAUCGCGGUCCAGGGGCGAGAAGCGAGCAGGGGACACAGGGGACAAGGCCCCCGUACCUGUGCCACAGCCCUCUGGCUCCUCUGCUGGUGUCGAGCGGGAUAGUCGCCGCCGGGGCGCCGUCCCACCCUCCAUACAGGACCUCACGGACCACGAUCUGUUCGCCAUCAAGCGGACCAUCACCGUGGGCCGGCUUGACAAGUCGGACCCCCGAGGACCCUCCCCGGUGCCCGCCACCUCCCCCAAGCGUGAGGUCCUAUACGACUCAGAGGGCCUAAGUGGGGAGGAGCGUGGGGGCAAGAGUGGCGAAAAGGACCGCAGGCGCUCAGGGGCUGCUUCCUCCUCUUCCUCCUCCCGGGAGAAGGGCUCUCGGAGGAAGGCCUUGGAUGGGGGGGACCGGGAUCGGGACAGGGACAGGGACAGGUCCUCCAAGAAGGCCCGGCCUUCCAAGGAGUCAGCACCUUCCUCAGGGCCCCCGCCAAAGCCACCAGUCAGCAGCGGCUCAGGCUCUUCGUCGUCCUCAUCGUCCUGUUCCUCCCGGAAGGUGAAACUGCAGUCCAAGGUAGCAGUGCUCAUCCGAGAGGGUGUCAGCAGUACCACCCCAGCCAAGGAUUCUGCCUCUGCUGGCCUGGGCUCUAUCGGGGUCAAGUUUAGCCGCGAUCGAGAGAGCCGCUCUCCCUUCCUUAAGCCUGAUGAACGGGCUCCCACCGAACCGGCCAAGGCUGCACCAGGCAGCACCAAGCCCAAAAAGACCAAGGUCAAGGCCAAGGCCGGGGCCAAGAAAGCCAAGGGGACCAAGGGAAAGACCAAGCCAUCUAAGACCAGGAAAAAGAUCCGUGGUGGGGGUAGCAGUGGGAGCAGCAGUGGUCCGGUGUUGCUGAAGAAGUCAAAGGCAGACAGCUGCAGCCAGGCAGCAGGAGCCAAAGGGGCUGAGGAGACUUCUUGGUCUGGAGAGGAGCGGGCUGCCAAGGCCCCUAGUACCCCACCCCCCAAGGCAGCCCCUCCGCCCCCAGCACUCACCCCAGACUCACAGACUGUGGACAGUAGCUGCAAGACCCCUGAGGUCUCCUUCUUGCCUGAGGAGGCUGCUGAGGAUGCUGGGGUCCGAGGUGGUGCGGAGGAGGAGGAGGAAGAUGAGGAGGAGGAGGAGGAAGAGGAGGAGCAGCAGCAGCCUGCCACCACUACAGCCACCAGCACAGCUCCCGCCGCCCCGAGCACUGCACCCAGUGCAGGGUCCACAGCUGGAGACUCAGGGGCAGAGGAUGGGCCAGCAACCCGAGUCUCCCAGCUGCCCACACUGCCCCCGCCUAUGCCCUGGAAUCUGCCAGCUGGUGUGGACUGUACCACCAGUGGUGUCCUGGCCUUGACUGCACUUCUCUUCAAGAUGGAAGAGGCCAAUUUGGCCAGCCGAGCAAAGGCCCAGGAGCUGAUUCAGGCCACCAACCAGAUCCUCAGCCACCGGAAGCCACCCUCAAGUCUGGGCGUGACUCCAGCUCCUGUGCCCACCUCUCUGGGUUUGCCCCCUGGCCCUUCUAGCUACCUGCUUCCAGGCAGCCUCCCUCUGGGGGGCUGUGGUUCUACCCCACCUACCCCCACUGGGCUGGCUGUUGUGUCUGACAAGAGAGAGGGUAGCAGUAGCUCCGAGGGACGUGGGGACACAGACAAGUAUCUGAAGAAGCUGCACACACAAGAGCGGGCGGUGGAGGAGGUGAAACUGGCCAUCAAGCCAUACUAUCAGAAAAAGGACAUCACCAAGGAGGAGUACAAGGAUAUCCUGAGAAAGGCCGUCCACAAGAUCUGCCACAGCAAAAGUGGGGAGAUCAACCCAGUGAAGGUGAGCAACCUGGUGCGGGCCUACGUCCAGCGCUACCGAUACUUCCGCAAGCACGGCCGCAAGCCGGGGGACCCCCCAGGACCACCACGGCCACCCAAGGAGCCAGGGCCCCCAGACAAGGGUGGACCGGGCCUGCCCCUGCCCCCACUCUGAGCCCCUGGCUGCUCCUUCCUCCCCUCGCCUCUGAGAUUGCAGACGUAUUUAUGGCUCCACCUCUCCACUUCCCCCCUGGUCAGUGGAAUGAUUGGGGGAGUCACUGUGGGGAAGAGGGGGGCCCCCUGCCCUGCCCGAGCCCAUCUCCCAUGGCCCCAAGCCUGUCUCCAUUGCGCCCCUCCUGUUCGUGUCCCUCCCUUCAGUUUCAUUAAAGUCUUCAUUAAAUGUCA